Adineta steineri is the source of this 1500-nucleotide messenger RNA. The record is from the annotation of a GenBank genome assembly. Lineage: Eukaryota; Metazoa; Rotifera; Eurotatoria; Adinetida; Adinetidae.
AUGUAUAGAUGCAAUUGUAGUAAACAAUUUAAUAAUCAAAUCGAUUUAGAUGAUCAUAAAAAAAAUUGCCAAGGUCGAUGUUUCGUUUGUGAAUUAUGUAAUGAAAAUGUACCAUCAUAUAAUAUGACUUAUCAUUUGAAUCAGUGUGGUAAUAAAACAAUAAAAUGUUCCAGAUGUCAAAACUAUAUUCGACGCGCAAUUUAUAAUUAUCACUUGGACAACAAUUGUACUGAUUUGGAUGAAGAUGAAAAUAUUUUCACUGAAAAAGAUAUUAAAUAUAGACAUGUUGGAAAUUCGAACUCUGUUGAACAAGAACAAAAUUCUGAAGAACAAUUAUUUACUAAUAAUAAUACACAAAUGGAUGAUGAUAUAUUUAUUCCAUGUCAGUUUUGUACCGAACAAAUACAAAUAUCUUUAUAUUAUAUUCAUUCGGUAUUGGACUGUUCUCAAGAUCAAAGUCAUCGUGAAUUAAACUAUGCACAUCCUCUGAUCAAUUCUAAUACGUAUGAAAAAUCGAAUGAGAAACAUUCAGAUAGAAUAUUAACUAAUGCAACAAGUGGUAAAUCAUUAAGCAAAGAAAAUUCUUUAUCACUUUUACAUAAAAAAACAGCUGUUGUUCAAGAUGAAUUAUGUAGAGAUUAUUAUCUACCUGAAGUAAAUCAUGUAACAGAUAAAGUUCAAUUUAAUAUUAUUUUAACUGGUUCACCACGUGUUGGAAAAAGUCAAUUGAUUAAUGCAUUAAGUAAUGGGGAAAUAAAAGCAAAAACAAGUCCUAGUCUUAAUUCAUGUACUACAGAAGUCCAAUGUUAUACGCUAGAAGAUAAUCAACAACGAACUCCUGGUAUUAAACCAUUUCGAAUUAAUUUUUAUGAUACACCUGGUAUUGAAUCAUGGACUAAUGAACAGGGUCAAUCAACAAUGUUAAAAUUUAUUGCAGAAAAAGAUCCUGUUUGUCUUAUUUUUUGUGCAUCACCUGGUGCAUUUGCUGAUCUUAAACAACUUCGACCAGUUCUUGAAUAUUGUCAAACAAAACAAAUCUUUUGUGCACUUGUUUGUACAAAUAUGUGGGCAAGUCCAGCUCGAAAACAAGUUAUUCAGGAAUUUAAAGAAGAACUUUUAAGAUUUGGUGAACCUAUUGAAAAAUUAUUUCAACAAGAACAUACUAGAAUACCUCAUAAAGUAACACUUUUUGGUAAUGGUGCUCUUUGUACAAUGGUUAAUUCAACUGAAUAUGAUGAUCCAGAUUUAUCAUCGGAAAUAAAACCAGUUCAAGGUGUUGAUGAACUUAUUCAUUGUAUUAUGAAUGAACUUGAUCACGAAAAAUUACUUGGAUGGUGUAAUGCUGUACUUUAUCGUCGAAGUUUUUGGGAAAAAAUGAGUCAAAAAGUUGGUGGAUUUUUUUCAUUACAUACACCAAACCUUAAUCCUACGGGUAUUAUACCUGGACAAGAAAUUGCAAUGAAUAUGAUUUUAUAUUUAUUUAAUAAAUUUCAAAAAUAA